UGAUAAAGUUUAAAUAAACUUGGUAUGAAUACAGUAACACUGAAACAAUCUGAUACGAUAGAGUGCUGUAUUGACUUCAGUGGGAAUGGAAGAUAAUUGGCAUCAUAAAGGACCAGUUCCUAAAAUAUGUGGUGCCUGUCACUGUUGACUGUAGACUUAUUUGCUGUUUGUGAAUUAUUCUUUGGAGAUGGCCAAAGUUUGUGCCAUUUUUGGAGGAUCCCGAGGAAUUGGAAAAGCUGUUGCACAACUGCUGGCAUGGAAAGGAUACCGCUUGGCUAUUAUUGCUAGAAAUCUGGAAGUAGCUCAAACUACUGUGACUCACCUUGGUGGUCAUAUGGCACUUAGCUGUGAUGUAGCCAUGGAACAAGAUGUCCAAAAUACACUUGAGGAGGUGGAGAAGAAUUUAGGUCAUGUUAAUUACUUGGUUAAUGCUGCUGGAGUCAACAGGGAUGGCUUGUUGCUGAGAACCACAUCUGAGGAUAUGGUAUCCCAAAUUAACACUAACCUUCUGGGAACGAUGUUGACAUGCAAAGCUGCUGUAAGGCAUAUGCUUCAACAGCAGGGAGGUGCUAUUGUUAACAUAGGAAGUAUUGUUGGACUCAAGGGCAAUUCUGGUCAGAGUGUGUACAGUGCCAGCAAAGCAGGGUUAGUUGGAUUUUCACGCUCUCUUGCUAAAGAAGUAGCAAGAAAGAAAAUUCGAGUCAACGUGGUUGCUCCAGGCUUUGUUCACACAGAGAUGACUGCACAUUUGAAAGAAGAUCAGUUGAAGAAAACCAUUCCUCUUGGAAGAUUUGGAGAGCCUGAUGAAGUUGCACAAGCUGUUGUCUUUCUUCUGGAGUCUCCCUAUAUUACAGGGCAUAUUCUAGUUGUAGAUGGAGGCUUGCAGCUUCUCAUUUAAAUUCCACAACAGUACUUAUAAAAUGACUUGAAUGGAGGGAAAAAUAAACUUGGCUGAUGAAUAUUCUGAGGUGUGUAAUCAAGAUGAUGCUUUCAUGAGUUAGCACUUUUUAAUCAAAACAGUAAAAUAAUCAUGUAUAAGUUAAAUAGUAAACUCUAGAAUGUAAGGUUGUAAUGUAAUAGGUACAUUGGUCAGUUAACUAAAGCCUGCAUAUAUGAUGCCAAAUGAGGAAAUGCGUGGUGGAUUCAUUGUAGAACUUUUUUUCAUAACUUCUAUGAAGAGGUGGAGAAAUGGUAAUGAUACUAAAUCACACAUUGAAAUUAAGUACAUUUUUUCUGAAUGCCAUUCACAUUUUAUGAUUUGGGAUAGAAUGGGAGCAUCACUCUGAAGGUUCCUAUAGCACAACAAGUCUUAUAACAUUUGUAAGCCUGUUCACUGGUCAGUGGUGGUGGUUGCUUAGUUGACCAAAUAUUUCAAAUGUUUCUUUUCAGAAGAAAUGGCAUCAUGUGUAAUGAAAAGGUAAACUCCUCACUAGGAGGAAGGUCCUCACCUUUUGUUUUUAUUCUCCUACCAAAUAUUUCCUAAUCAAUACAUUUGUUUAGUGCUAUCUAAUACAUGUAAAUGGUUUCUUUUAUUUCUUGUUUGCAGCUGAGGCAAUGGAGCUGGAAGUUUCAUAGCUCUCCAGCAUAACUGAACUGCCUUCAGGGGAUUGAAAUAGUGUGCAGUGAAAAGUAUUAAUCUUGUGUAAAACAAAAGUUUCUGAGUCCUGUUCUAAAAUAUGUAUUCAACUACCAUUGAAAUCGGUAGCAGUUGUGAGUGCAUGUUGAGGUCAUUGCUUGGCCCUUGGAGUGUGAGAUGCCACUUCUGUACAAUGAUUCUAUGACAGUAUUGUAAAUCUGAACUGAAAUUAGCAGUAUAGCUGUGACCCUUUCCACAUUUUCCACAGGGACUUCAUUUACAAGCCAGAAUUUCUGUCAGAAAAGUGUGUAAAUGGUACUAUGUCCUCUCAGUGACUGAAAAAAAUAGUUUGAUAUUUAAAAAACAAAUAUUUCCAAAAUAUGAAGCCAAAGCAUGUUGAUCCAUAGCUGCCUUUUUACCAGUCUGGCAGAAGAAUCAGUAAACUGGCUGCUAUCUAUACCUUGUCCUUAGUAUCUUGCAAGAAAAUUGGGUUAUGUGACAUGUGGUGACUGUCAGCCCAACUCCCAUUUUCUUCCAGUGACUAAAAAUUACUUGUUUUGAGUGAGCCCUACAGCCCUAAUUAUUAUCAUUUGUUUCAGGAAAGUAUGGGACCUUUUUCCAAUUGGUUGGUUUAUUAGCAAUAGGGUGAUGUUUUUUGUUACUUUUGUGAACAAAGUUUCAGGUUACAUUUUUCCUAUUAGUGGAUAUAGUGGUGCUCUUACAUAUGUCAGAAUGUCUAGUUAUACAUCGUUUUAGGAAAUGUGACUAAUAAUAGUUUUAUUGCCUAUUCCAGUCAGUUCUUAAUUUCCCCUUCAUUUUCCAAAUUAACACUCUUGCAUGUCUCAGUCCUCAAAGAUAGAUUCCUUCUGCAUCUCCUUACUGUGUGUCCUCCAGUGACAGAGGGUCUAGUGUGCUAUUUAUACUCUCUGGUUCUUUGUUAGGAUAGGGUUGUCACUGAAGCCCUAUGUAAUCCAUAGUUGGCUCUUGGGGGUGUGUGUUCAACAUGAGACUCAGUGAGACAGGCUAUGUUGUAUAGAUCCCUUUUUCCUUAACUACAAGCUCACCCUGAUUCUUGUAGUCACAGAGUUUAUCCAGUCUUUACUCUUACCUCCUUACCUGACUCAUAAAAACAGGUAGCUGCAGUGCUCUGGACUUUUCGUAGCUUUUGGAAGCAUAGUGCCAUUCAUAUUCCAUCAACAAGAUCUUCAGGUAGGAAUCAUGCACUGUACUUUUCAGACUAGCAUGUACUCUUCUGCCAGGAACUGCAGCAGGAGAGCAGUGGACAGGCUUGCUUCCACACUGAGGAAAAAAUACACAGGAAAUGUGUUAAGCAGCUGAUAGAUAAAUUAUUCAAUACAAUAAACUAUAUUCAAUGAAGGGACUUCUUUUUUGCCACUUGAGGGCAGUAUAACCAAAGGUAUAAUCAUAUGGGAAAUUGAAUGGUUAAGAUUAAGACAUUUGUAUAAUUCCAGGAAGGUAGAGAUGACUGCUUUGAUUAAAAAGUUGAUACCUAUAAUAUUUCCACCAGUAUUCUCAACUCCAUGUAGACUGUGUUCUCUUGGGAUUUAUGCUGGGAUUUUGAAAGAGAUUGAAGGAAGCUAGGCAUCCAAUUCCCAUUCAAAUUCAAUGGGAAUUCAAUACCUAAGUCCCAUAGGUUCUUGAAACUCCCAGCCUUCAAGCUCAUCUCCAUGGUAUUAUUAUUGUCCAUUGUUAAUAGUGUUUCUAUAACUCAAACUAAAAUUGCUUUUGUUCUAUCUUUGCAUA
Molecule: messenger RNA, 3340 nt
Organism: Terrapene triunguis (Three-toed box turtle)
Lineage: Eukaryota; Metazoa; Chordata; Testudines; Emydidae
Gene: CBR4
Product: carbonyl reductase 4
Exons: 5
Coding region: 188-898 (236 amino acids)
Biological process (GO): fatty acid biosynthetic process
Molecular function (GO): quinone binding; oxidoreductase activity, acting on the CH-OH group of donors, NAD or NADP as acceptor
Source: RefSeq, a predicted model, not a curated record